Molecule: messenger RNA, 971 nt
Organism: Erigeron canadensis
Lineage: Eukaryota; Viridiplantae; Streptophyta; Magnoliopsida; Asterales; Asteraceae
Exons: 2
Coding region: 29-478 (149 amino acids)
Source: RefSeq, a predicted model, not a curated record
UCACCCGUUACGAGAGGCCGUGACCAGGAUGGUACGUCAGGAUGCCCUGAAGAUCUACAGGGAUAAAAAAGCAAAAUUCAAGAAGACUUGGUUCACUGACAGGGGUGGGUCCCAGAGGCUGGCAGAACUGGAGGGUCAACCUCCGUAUGGGAUGCCUCCACAGGUGUGGAGUUAUCUACUGGGUUACUGGACCAGCGAGCCCCGGAUGAUUGCUGCCCAAAGAAACACGACAAACAGACAGCAACAAAAUAAUUUUGUCAGUACUCACGGUCGGCAGUCAUACGCUCAGCGUGAAUGGCGUUACGCUGAAGAUAAUGACGGGCGACGUGAGGACCCGCCCGAGUUUUAUUUGCGGGCCCACACGAGACGAGAUGGGAUGGUGCAGGACGCAGUUAUGCCCAUUUACGUAAGAUCUUGCACAAAUCCGGGAAAAAGAUAUUUUUUUGGUAUAUUUAUAUUAAGUAUAACUAAUUUUUAGUUAUUAUUAACUUAAUUUUCAUGUGCUACAGGAGCAGCUUCUUGAUACCCACCAAAGACUUUCCCAAGUGCCCAAUACCCCGCCUACGCAGACAUAUGUGGACGCUUUAGGGACACGAUCAGGACAUACUCGUGUGGUUGGGCGUGUGGUUAGGGGAACACGUGGACUGAAUGUCCCCCUCCCAGAGGAUAUAGAGCAACCCUUCCCAGCCCAGCAAUCACCGUCCUUUAACGUCAAUGAUAUGUUCGCCCAGGGUAGCCCUUGGACCCAGUCAUCAUUCAAAGACGGACCUAGCACGUCAUCAUCCCAUGCUGGGCCUAGCACAUCACGGGCCCCCACACAACGGUUGGGUAGUGAUAGUGAUAGUGAUAGUGAUGAUGAAAGUGAUUAGUUUUCCUUUUUUUUAUUGUUUGUAUUCAUCGUUUAACUGAAGUGUGAUUUCCUUUUGUAAUCUUCAUUUGCGUGAUAUAAUCAUUUGUUUUUUUUUAUGUUU